Dama dama (fallow deer) is the source of this 1318-nucleotide messenger RNA. RefSeq names its product CD2 cytoplasmic tail binding protein 2 (gene CD2BP2). Gene Ontology annotation, cellular component: U5 snRNP. The record is from RefSeq and is a predicted model, not a curated record. Gene Ontology annotation, molecular function: protein binding. Lineage: Eukaryota; Metazoa; Chordata; Mammalia; Artiodactyla; Cervidae. The transcript has 7 exons. The coding region runs from base 158 to 1180 and encodes 340 amino acids.
CUGUGGCUCCAAGGCGUGGCUCCACCUGGCAGUUCUCUAACAGGAUGAGGCCCAGGGGUGUGUGGUCAGCCUGGUGUUCCAGGUAGAAGAGGAGAUUUCCCCGCAGGAUGAACCAGCGGCGCUGAUAGCUGUUUGGGAAAAGCCCUUCUGUCCAGUCAUGCCAAAGAGGAAAGUGACCUUCCAAGGCGUGGGAGAUGAUGACGAGGAUGAAAUCGGUGCCCCCAAGAAAAAGUUGGUGGACCCUAUAGCUGGGGUAGGGGGUCCCGGGAGCCGCUUCAAAGGCAAACACUCUUUGGACAGCGAUGAGGAGGAGGAGGAGGAUGAAGGGUCCAGCAAAUAUGACAUCUUGGCCUCAGAGGAUGUGGAAGGUCAGGAAGCAGCUACGCUCCCCAGUGAGGGAGGAGUGCGGAUCACACCCUUCAACUUGCAGGAAGAGAUGGAGGAAGGCCACUUUGAUGCAGACGGCAACUAUUUCCUGAACCGGGAUGCUCAAAUCCGAGACAGCUGGCUGGAUAACAUUGACUGGGUAAAGAUCAGGGAGCGGCCACCUGAUCAGCGGCCGCCGUCAGACUCAGAGGAGGACGACAGCCUGGGCCAGACACCAAUGAGCACCCAAGCCCUCUUGGAGGGCCUUCUGGAACUGAUGUUGCCAAGAGAGACAGUGGCUGGGGCACUGAGGCGUCUGGGAGCCCGAGGGGGAGGCAAAGAGGGCAGCAAGGGGCCCGGACGGCCCAGUUCCCCCCAGCGCCUCGACCGGCUCUCUGGGUUGGCUGACCAGAUGGUGGCCCAGGGCAACCUGGGAGUGUAUCAGGAGACAAGGGAACGGUUGGCCAUGCGACUGAAGGGGUUGGGGUGCCAAACCCAGGGACCCCGUGAUCCCACACCGCCCCCCUCCCUGGACAUGUUUGCUGAGGAAGUGGCAGAAGGGGAGCUGGAGACCCCAACCCCUGCCCAGAGGGAAGAAACAGAGUCGCCUGGAGAUGGUCUGGCGGACGUGAUGUGGGAAUAUAAGUGGGAGAACACAGGGGAUGCUGAGCUGUACGGGCCCUUCACCAGCACCCAGAUGCAGACCUGGGUGAACGAAGGCUACUUCCCAGAUGGCGUUUAUUGCCGGAAGCUGGACCCCCCGGGUGGCCAGUUCUACAACUCCAAACGGAUUGACUUUGAUCUCUACACCUGAGCCUCCUGAGGGCCCAGUUUGGUGGUCCCUUCUUGCCUGGACUCUGUGGAGGAGGCCCCAGCUGCCUCAGGCAGUGAAGAUGUUGGGGGCCACUUUUCAGUCAACUUCCUUUUCCCAAUAAAAGCCUUUAGUUGUGUA